AUGUCCACCACCGAAGCUGAGAAGCAGCAAAAGGCUGCCAACUUACAGAACCAGUACAACCAAUUCCAGGAAAUCAUAUCGGAGCUCGAAUCGCAGCUUAUUUCGAUAACGUCCAAGAUAGAAGAGCACUUGAUUGUGGACAAGACCUUGAACGAAACCCCCAAGGAAACCAGAGAAAAUAGGAAGUGUUUCAAGAUGGUAGGAGGGGUGUUGGUCAACAAGACUGUGGACGAGGUGAUCGCCAUUUUGAAGGAGGAGUUGUCUGCGUUGGUGAAGGAAAAGAACCAGCUCGAAGAGCUGUUGAUCAAAAGCAGAAAGGAGAGAGAGGAAUGGAUGAAGAACAACAAUGUCAAGAUCGUCAGACAGAACUAG
This is a messenger RNA of Suhomyces tanzawaensis NRRL Y-17324, 372 nucleotides long. RefSeq names its product tubulin-binding prefolding complex subunit. The record is from RefSeq and is a predicted model, not a curated record. Gene Ontology annotation, cellular component: prefoldin complex; cytoplasm. Gene Ontology annotation, molecular function: protein folding chaperone. The coding region runs from base 1 to 372 and encodes 123 amino acids. Gene Ontology annotation, biological process: protein folding. The transcript has a single exon. Lineage: Eukaryota; Fungi; Ascomycota; Pichiomycetes; Serinales; Debaryomycetaceae.